Zingiber officinale is the source of this 1194-nucleotide messenger RNA. Its product is annotated as probable plastid-lipid-associated protein 13, chloroplastic. The transcript is spliced from 7 exons. Bases 104 to 1006 code for a protein of 300 amino acids. The record is from RefSeq and is a predicted model, not a curated record. NCBI's taxonomy places the organism in Eukaryota, Viridiplantae, Streptophyta, Magnoliopsida, Zingiberales, Zingiberaceae.
AAGUUUAACCUUGGACGGAAAUGUGGACGACAUCCUCCACAUCGCUACGAAGCUCUCGCUUCGCUUCUAGGGCUUUGAUUUCGUCUCCGAUCAUUCAUCGUUGAUGGCUACCUCCUUCAUCCCUGGGAUCUCCCACUCCCGUUCCCACUAUCUUCCUAUGGCUCCGGCGCCGCAGAAGACCCGCCGAUCGAACCGACUCGCUGUCCGCCGGUGUCGCCUUGCGACCGGGGGGUUUCGGGCCAUGGUGCAGCAACAAACUUUCCAGGGCCCGUCUGCAGCUUACGCUAGGGAGAUGGAGCGCCUCUCUGCUAAGGAAUCGCUUCUCCUAGCCUUCAGGGAUGCUGGUGGCUUCCAGUCGUUGAUUGGUGGGAAGACAACAGAGAUGCAGCGGAUUGAUGUAAAUGAGCGAAUAGUUGGUCUCGAGCGACUAAAUCCCACUGCCCGUCCUACGACAUCACCCUUUUUGGAUGGUCGAUGGAACUUUGAGUGGUUUAGUGCUGGAAGCCCUGCAUCACUUGCUGCAAAAUUUGUGUUUGAGAGAUCACCUGCAACUCUAGCCAAUUUAUUAGGCUUGGAUUUGCUGUUAAAGGAUGGAUACUCAAAUAUCACAGCAAAUCUUAGGUUUUUCAACUCUAUUGAAAGCAAGCUCUUUCUAGCCACCAAAUUGUCAUUAGAAGGUCCUAUGCGGAUGAAAGAAGAGUAUGUUGAGGCAGUGCUGGAUACACCAAUAGUUAGCCAAGACACUGUACCGGAACAGUUGAAAGGCCCUCUUGGACAAGCAACUGGUUUUUUGGAGCAACUCCCACUGCCGAUUAGAGAUGCUUUUGCAAACGGACUGAAGAUCCCACUAAGUGGAACUUUUCAGCGAAUGUUUAUGAUUUCCUACUUGGAUGAAGAAAUAUUGAUCAUAAGAGACUCUGCAGGAGCUCCUGAUGUUCUUACGAGGCUGGAAGGUUCUCCAGCAUCGACGCAGUCAGAUUCAGUGAUGUCAGAGUAUGAAAGUUGAAUUCUUGGCUCAAAGACUUCUGCCAAAGGCAUCCCCAUGUAAAAUACCACUUACUGUUAUGUUCCUACAAUAAAAACAUUGCAUAUUAAAAUAUAUUUUUUUGUUGAGACAACUAAAAUACCUGGUUCUUAUGUUGCUUUGAGAUGAUUGCUCAUUCCUUAACGUUUCCUAUUCUCAGUGUCAUUUAA